UUUGAAAGCCGGGAGGGGAUGUAGCGGACGUUGUGUAUGUGUUUCCGAGUCUCAUGCGACCGACGCUUUCCGACGCAACACGGUUAGCAUAGCAAUGCGUUUGACGGCGUUAGCUGACCGUAAAUAAGGAGUAAGAAGUUUAAUUUAGUCUCUUUUGACUAUCCGAGGUAGAUGCCCAGAUUCUAGCAUCUGAAGAAGCAGCGGAGGGAAGCAGAAUGACGAAGCCCCGAAAAAAGCCGUGCCCCUCCUGUCGGGCCCCAAAUUCCCUUGGGAGGAUGACGUGUGUGGAGUGUGUCUGCCCCCUGCAAUUUAAUGAAGGAUUAAAAAAGAAGCAAGCCAAGCUGAACCACUGUAGCUGGGCAUCCACUGUCAAGUCUAACAGGAACUCCAGCAGGAGCGUUAGGUCGGCCCAGCUAUCUGUUUUUAAACUCAGUGCCCUUGGCUGCUGCCCGAUUCUUUUUCUCGGGCGUCAGGACCGCAAGGGGGAGAUUUGCGGGGACAUAGUCCACCACAUCCCUCUGACUGAUGGGGUGGUCCAGGAGAUAGUGAAGGAGAUGAGGAGACUCUAUGAGCACCUCCUGAAAAGUUUACCUAUGGAUGUCCAGAAAGUGAUCGUUGGUGAAGAACAUCAGCAGGAGUGGGGCUCCAGUCUGGACCAGAAGGACACAAAGCCCCCACGCAUUAAAGAGGAACAGGAGGAACUCCGGACCAGUCAGGAGGGAGAGCAGCUUCAAGGGCUGGAGGAGGCUGAUAUCACCAAGUUCCCAUUCACUCUGGUCCCUGUGAAGAGUGAAGAUGAUGAAGAGAAACCUCCAUUCUCACAGCUUCAUCAAAGACCAACUGAAGAGAUGAAAACAGAAGCUGAUGGAGAGGGCUGCACAAAACCAGCUAUUAACUCGGAUCCAGAUUUGCAUUCAAAACCUGAUGACGAGACCGGAGCCCCUUCUGAACCUGAGACUGAUGAUAGUGCUGAUUGGAAGGAGACCAGAGAACCUCAGUCAGGUUUAAACUCUCUGAAUGGUAACGAAGACUAUGGCAGUGAUCUGAGAUUUAGUACUGGUGGGAGUGAGUGUGGGAAAAGAUUUGGCCCCAGUGGACACCUGAAUUCUCAUGCAGGAGAGAAACCAUUCAGCUGCUCCGUCUGUAAGAGAGGUUUUGUAAAAAGUGGAAGUUUACAUGUACACAUGAGAAUCCACACGGGAGAGAAACCAUUUAGCUGCUCCGUCUGUAAGAAAGCGUUUACAGGAAGUGGAAGUUUACAUGUACACAUGAGAAUCCACACGGGAGAGAAACCAUUUAGCUGCUCCGUCUGUAAGAAAUCUUUUAGAGAGAGAGGAAGUUUACAGAGACACAUGAGAAUCCACACAGGAGAGAAACCAUUCAGCUGUUCUGUCUGUAAACGAGCUUUUAUAGAGAGCGGUAAUCUUAAUAAACACAUGAGAAUCCACUCAGGUGAGAAACCAUUUAGCUGCACAGUCUGUAAGAAAACUUUUAGAGAGAGAAGAAGUUUACAGAAACACACGAGAGCCCACACAGGAGAGAGACCAUUCAGCCAUCUGGGGUGGAGCUCCAGUCUGGAAGGAGAGCAGAUAACCUCAGUCAGGUUGAAACCCUCUGAAAAUAAUUGCAUUAUUUAAAAGUGAUAUGAGAUGCAAUACUCUGUGGGUCCUUUUUAAAAGUCCUACGAUAAUGAAUAAUUAUCAAGAAAUUGAUCAGAUUAUGAACGUAAUGUAAAUCCACGGAAUUCCAAAGAUUAAUUUGUUAAUUUUUUUUUAUUUAAAGUGUGCUUGUUUUCAAAAUGGAACAAACAGCCAAUUUAUUUGACCCAAUCCCUCUCCUAAAUGGCAGCUGUUCUGUAGCCACAAGGAACAGCCACCCAACUCAGUCUCCCAGCAGACUCCCCGUCUUCAUGACUAAAUUUGAAGUGCUGUGACGUCACCAGCCCUCUAAAGGCAACAACUGCCGUCGUGCUUGGCUAUUCCUGCACUCCAGAUAUUCUUCUCUAGCAGAUGACACAAGUGCCUGCUUACAGUAAACCAGUUAUCAUCGCUGACUUGGGCAAAAUCCACCAGCUAGCCCGAAACAGCUGAAGAACGAAAGCAGUUAGCACCAAGAUAAUUACUGGGACUGAAGCAAACCGCAUCAUUCAGCCUGCAGGAUUGGUAUGCAGCACAACAGAGACUGCAUCGCUUGACUUCAGAACCACAGUUCUCCCAGCCUGGCUUUCCCACCGUGAUGGCACUGAUGGCUAACAAGGAUUUCUUUCUGUGGUAAUGUGACCAACUGGGCCAGCGUUAACAUAGCGACCGCAGCUAAGCAAAGCCGUUAACUGUUUAGCUUCUUUUAAUGUAUAUGUAGUGAUUUGAUUUAAUGCUAACCAGACCUAUAUUUUUGUAAUGUUCUUUUAGUGAAGUUAUUGGAUAGGCCAAACUGCUAAGUUGAUGUUAGUUUAGGCUUUGAUACAAAAUCUAGCAUGUAACUAACACCCUCUUUCUAAACCUGGUACCUUAAAGGUGCAGUAGGUAAGCCUUAUAAAACCACCUUUCUGUCAUAUUUACAUACCCUAUGUUCCAGUAGAACUACAUGAAGCAGGUCAUUUCCUCUGGCACCACCUACAGGCUGUAGUGCGAUUUGCAAAAAUCCACCGCUCCCUGUUAAGACGCACCAAUCAGGGCCAGGGGGCGUGUUCAACUGCAUGUCAGUCACUGCUCAUGCACACGCAUUCAUUUUCCCUUGUGGGGGGAGGGGCUAAGAAGUUGUCGAUGUUCACAUUUGUUGGCUAAGUCCUGGAUCUUCGCAAUCCUACCUACGGCACCUUUAACGUACACAGAUUGAUUUUAACAUUCAUCCAGACACACACACACACACUUUGAUAGUAGGCAAACCUUUGAUUUGACUCUGACGUAGGUCAAUGCUGUGAGGAGACCCAAGUCUGCCUUUAUUUGUUCUCUGUCCGGGCAAACCGAUGUGGCCUUAACAAAGCGGAGUUAGCAACCCUUAUAGCUGCACGGCUUCCCGGGAAGACCGCCUACUUGUUUCCUCGCAAAUAGCUCUUUGAUGCUCGGUCCUCGGGGCAGAAAUAAGAGCUUUUGAGACGGCCUGGCUCAGCUCCAGCUAAACUGCAGACUGAUCUCACGAAGUGGCGUACGUAUGACACGCCAAUUCGUAUGUCAUUUGUGGCGCAUUAUCAAGACGCAUACUCGCUUUUUAGCGUGUUUAUCAACACCGUUUGGCCUCCAUUGACUUACGUUACCUUGUGAUUCCGUGUGAAUUGACACCGUAGCGAGUAGUAUGAAAAGGCACGUAGGGAGGUUGGACCGAGGGGGUCAAACACAGAUGGGUCAAACACAGGACUUUCACCCAGGAGACUGGGGAUCGACCCGUCGCUUUCUUCUUUUCCUAAACCCAACUGGUUCUUCUUUUCCUAAACCCAACCCACGUGUCACGUUUUCUAAACCCAACCGUAGCUUUCUCUUCUAGAAGUGAUAACUUCAAAUUGUUUCCGUUAACAUUCCUCACAUCUAAUAGUGCUCACAGCAGAAGUUUGGGUAUAAAGUCAUAUGUUGCGGGGGGGGCGGUCACAAAUACAUGCCGUAAUAAGUCACCAGUAAACCCCUGCCAUCACCGAAUGUUCUGUAUUCAUCAGGAGCAUCACCAAAGUCCGGCCCCAGCGCAACUCACUCUGCAUUAACACUCAUGUGAGCGACCUGCGGACACGGUUUGGAUCUAAAUGUAAAUGGACUGUUUUUAUAUAGCGCUUUUCUAGUCUUAACAACUACUCAAAGCGCUUUAACAUAGUAC
Messenger RNA from Perca fluviatilis (European perch), 3801 nucleotides. Its product is annotated as zinc finger protein 135-like. The coding region runs from base 216 to 1637 and encodes 473 amino acids. The transcript has 4 exons. Gene Ontology annotation, molecular function: RNA polymerase II cis-regulatory region sequence-specific DNA binding; DNA-binding transcription factor activity, RNA polymerase II-specific. NCBI's taxonomy places the organism in Eukaryota, Metazoa, Chordata, Actinopteri, Perciformes, Percidae. The record is from RefSeq and is a predicted model, not a curated record. Gene Ontology annotation, biological process: regulation of DNA-templated transcription.